AUGGAAUGGUUAUCAUAUGUUGUGCUGGCUGGUGCCACACACCCCCACCAGUACAAACCCUUUUGUGAAGGAUGGGGCUGGCUGACAAGACAAAACCCUACCUUCGCCAAUUCACCACAACCAUUUUUUUUUUCUACCGUCCGUCCGUUCGUACUCGCUCUGUCCUCCCCCUCUUCGAUAUCUUACCAGGUUCAUUCCAGCGUGAAUUCUUCUCUUCAACAUCCAGGAACAUUGAACAUUGUUUUCUUCUCUUCAAUCAUUUUUCCGCUCGGUAGAAUUGGACAUCCAGGAAAAUUGUUUUCUUCUCUUCAAUCAUCUUUCCGCUCGGUAGAAUUGAACAUCCAGGAACAUUGUUUUCUUCUCUUUAAUCAUCUUUCCGCUCGAAUUGAACAUCCAGGAACAUUGUUUUCUUCUCUUCAAUCAUCUUUCCGCUCGGUCCGCUCGGUAGAAGACAUCCAGGAACAUUGUUUUCUUCUCUUUAAUCAUCUUUCCGCUCGAAUUGGACAUCCAGGAACAUUGUUUUCUUGUCUUCAAUCAUCUUUCCGCUCGGUAGAAUUGAACAUCCAGGAACAUUGUUUUCUUGUCUUCAAUCAUCUUUCUCGCUCGGUAGAAUUGGACAUCCAGGAACAUUGUUUUCUUGUCUUCAAUCAUCUUUCCGCUCGGGACAUCCAGGAAGUUUUCUUGUCUUCAAUCAUUGAACAUCCAGGAACAUUGUUUUCUUGUCUUCAAUCAUCUUUCCGCUCGGUAGAAUUGGACAUCCAGGAACAUUGUUUUCUUGUCUUCAAUCAUCUUUCCGCUCGAAUUGGACAUCCAGGAACAUUGUUUUCUUUGUCUUCAAUCAUCUUUCCGCUCGGUAGAAUUGAACAUCCAGGAACAUUGUUUUCUUGUCUUCAAUCAUCUUUCCGCUCGGUAGAAUUGAACAUCAGGAACAUUGUUUUCUUGUCUUCAAUCAUCUUUCCGCUCGGUAGAAUUGACAUCCAGGAACAUUGUUUUCUUUUGUCUUCAAUCAUCUUUCCGCUCGAAUCUGAACAUCCAGGAACAUUGUUUCUUUUGUCUUCAAUCAUCUUUCCGCUCAUCGGUAGAAUUGAACAUCCAGGAACAUUGUUUUCUUGUCUUCAAUCAUCUUUCCGCUCGGUAGAAUUGGACAUCCAGGAACAUUGUUUUCUUGUCUUCAAUCAUCUUUCGGUAGAAUUGACAUCAAGGAACAUUGUUUCUUUCUCAAUCAUCUUUCCGCUCGUUAGAAUUGGACAUCCAGGAACAUUGUUUUCUUGUCUUCAAUCAUCUUUCCGCUCGGUAGAAUUGAACAUCCAGGAACAUUGUUUUCUUUGUCUUCAAUCAUCUUUCCGCUCGGUAGAAUUGGACAUCCAGGAACAUUGUUUUUCUUUCUUCAAUCAUCUUUCCCCUCGGGGACAUCCAGGAACAUUUUUUGUUCUCAAUCAUCUUCCUGCUCGUUGA
Acanthosepion pharaonis is the source of this 1455-nucleotide messenger RNA. Lineage: Eukaryota; Metazoa; Mollusca; Cephalopoda; Sepiida; Sepiidae. The record is from the annotation of a GenBank genome assembly.